AAUGCAGAUGUCCCUUUUAAGAAAGUUUCUACUUGUUGGUGGUAUCAUAUUGCACUGGCAAAAUAUUUUGGCUCAGAGUGUUGGCGGUUGUAAUAAUGAUUCAGAUUGUAUAGAAAAUGCAAAUUGCGAUGUUGAUUCAAACCAAUGUUUUUGUGACAUGAACUCUGCCCCAUUCCAAAAUGUUCCAUCAGAAUCUAUUGUGUGCCAAGUGGGUGCCUGUUCCCUGGUAGAGAGAGAAGACGAAUGUGGACCACGUGGAAAAUGUAAAAUUCCUGAGGAUAUUUUUGACUACCCUGUCUGCUUCUGUCACGGGGGGUUUUUUGGACCAAGAUGCAUGGAUCUAUGUGAAAGGAACAGUGACUGCAAUGAGGGAACAUGUGUUGAAAAGGGGGGACAGAAAGUUUGUGACUGCCCACCAGGUACUACGGGUAGCCAAUGUCAAGUAAGAACAACGACAGUGACCACACCCAUGACGACCACAAGGAGAAGCCGACUAGGGGGCGUGGUUUUAGCUGUUGGAGGAGGUAUCGGACUACUAGCCCUCCUGGGAGUUGCAGCUGCCACCUCAGCUGUAUCCGGAUAGCAAAAGCCAUCAUCGAGGAACAUGUUUUAUAUACAUGUUAUAUUUCGAAAUAAUAAAUUAAA
This is a messenger RNA of Saccostrea cuccullata (small rock oyster), 645 nucleotides long. RefSeq names its product neurogenic locus notch homolog protein 2-like. Bases 2 to 583 code for a protein of 193 amino acids. Lineage: Eukaryota; Metazoa; Mollusca; Bivalvia; Ostreida; Ostreidae. The record is from RefSeq and is a predicted model, not a curated record. The transcript has 4 exons.